This is a messenger RNA of Phycodurus eques (leafy seadragon), 1271 nucleotides long. Its product is annotated as ADP-ribosylation factor-like protein 6. The transcript has 9 exons. Gene Ontology annotation, molecular function: GTP binding; GTPase activity. Gene Ontology annotation, biological process: protein localization to cilium; vesicle-mediated transport; cilium assembly. The record is from RefSeq and is a predicted model, not a curated record. Bases 164 to 796 code for a protein of 210 amino acids. Lineage: Eukaryota; Metazoa; Chordata; Actinopteri; Syngnathiformes; Syngnathidae. Gene Ontology annotation, cellular component: axoneme; cytoplasm.
GCAUCUCAGCAUGUUACACCAUUCGCUCCAAAUACAGGGAACACACUUGUUUGCCUUAGGUUGUGAUUUCUUGUUUUUAAACAGCAAGUUGUAUUUCCAGCUAUCAUUCAAUUAAUGGGGUGAUGCGUCGUAUAUUUCAAAAGUUUAGCAUCAGUUGGGUUUAAUGGGGCUGCUGGAUAAACUGUCGGGCUGGCUCGGCCUGAGGAAGAAGGAAGUCAAUGUUUUGUGUCUGGGACUGGACAACAGCGGCAAAACUACAAUCAUCAACCGGCUGAAACCAGCUAAUCAUUCGAAUCGUUUAGGCCCUUUCUCAGAGGAGUGGAAACAUGUUAGUCAGACACCGGGACAAGAAAUAGUCCCAACAAUUGGCUUCAACAUUGAAAAGUUCAAGAGUUCAAGCCUUUCCUUCACAGUAUUCGACAUGUCUGGCCAAAGCAGAUACAGAAACCUGUGGGAGCACUAUUACAAAGAAAGCCACGCCAUCAUAUUUGUCAUCGACAGCAAUGACAAACUUAGAAUGGUUGUUGCCAAAGAGGAGCUCGACAAUCUUCUCAACCAUGGAGAUAUUUGCAAUAAAAAGCUGCCCGUGUUGUUCUUUGCAAACAAGAUGGAUCUACGUGAUGCCAUGUCGUCUGUCAAGGUCUCCCAGAUGUUGUGUUUGGAGAAUAUCAAAGACAAACCUUGGAACAUCUGUGCUAGCAAUGCUAUCGAGGGAGAAGGCCUGCAGGAAGGGAUGGACUGGCUCCAAGAACAAAUCGCACAGUCAUAUCAAAACAACGACCAGUUGAAUGAGUGAAAUGCAAAUGGAGAUGGACAGUUGGACGCUCAAACUUCAUUGAGAAAGCUUUGUGUCGUAGGGUACACAGUAGGUAUUUUCAAUGCAUGCCAAGAUAUAUUUUUGCAAAUACUGUAGUAUUACAGUAUUUGUACGAAACGAUUUUGUUACCCGUUAGGCUUAUAGAUAGAUAGAUAGAUAGAUAGAUAGAUAGAUAGAUAGAUAGAUAGAUAGAUAGAUAGAUAGAUAGAUAGAUAGAUAGAUAGAUAGAUAGAUAGAUAGAUAGAUAGAUGUUUUCAAAUGCUAACAUGUUACAAUAUUAUCAUUGGUAUGAAAUAAAAAUAGUCUUUUGACACCAAGGACUGAAAUACAGUUUGAAUGACAUUUUGAUCUGCAUGCAACAAUAUCAGUACCAUCCUAGUAUUUAUGAAAAAGUUUUUUUCAUGCAUUUAUACACAUUUUUCUAUCAACAAUGUUUUAUGAUGGAGGACAAUAA